This is a messenger RNA of Macrosiphum euphorbiae (potato aphid), 759 nucleotides long. NCBI's taxonomy places the organism in Eukaryota, Metazoa, Arthropoda, Insecta, Hemiptera, Aphididae. The record is from the annotation of a GenBank genome assembly.
AUGGCGACGAACGUUAUCAUACUGUGCAUUGCUUUGGCGCCCGCUUAUGUAAUCGCGUUUGGCAAGUACUCGGCAAAUAUAAAAGACUCUGAGUACGUUCGGAGCAAACUGCUGGAGAACGUUAUCAGCCAACUGGAAAAGGACAUCGUCAAGUCAGAGAUGGACGGUGGCAAGUACGACGCGGCGGCGCGGUACGGGCCACAGAUGAAGACCACCGAACGUGAACCCACAGGAGCCGACUACGAUGACGCGGCCUCGAACGGCCCGAACGCUGUGCCGUCGAUCCGGGACAACGAGUACGUGCAGCAUGGCACGCUGUGGGGUGCGCAGUACAUGAGCGGCGGUGCCGGCGAAGGGGUGAAAACCCUGAACCCAGACAGUUCGACGAGAAACAAAAAUGAAGUGAAAACCGUCGCUGCGCUGCCGGCCUACUGCAAUCCGCCCAACCCAUGUCCGGUGGGAUACACGGAUGAAGAUGGUUGUAUAAUGGAUUUUGAAAAUACGGCGGCAUUCAGUCGAGACUAUCAGGAAUCCCAAGAAUGCAUGUGUGAUUCUGAACAUAUGUUUAACUGCGCAAGAUCGAAUAUUGGCACCAAACACAGUGUUGACGUGGACGAACUUGUAAGAACAUUUCAGGUAGAUGAUGAACAUAAGAGUUUGGUUGCGAAAAAAUUCCACGUUAAGAAGGCUUUUAAUCCAUACUUACAAGGAGAAUUUCUGCCCAUAGCAGCAAAAAAGGGAAUUAACAUCGGAUUGUAA